Molecule: messenger RNA, 1240 nt
Organism: Drosophila pseudoobscura
Lineage: Eukaryota; Metazoa; Arthropoda; Insecta; Diptera; Drosophilidae
Product: nucleic acid dioxygenase ALKBH1-like
Exons: 3
Coding region: 92-1123 (343 amino acids)
Biological process (GO): oxidative RNA demethylation
Cellular component (GO): cytoplasm; nucleus
Molecular function (GO): broad specificity oxidative DNA demethylase activity; oxidative RNA demethylase activity; ferrous iron binding
Source: RefSeq, a predicted model, not a curated record
ACUGACAUAUGCAUACGCAUGCUAAGAAGUUGUAUAUCUCAUUAUCAAUCCUUAUUCGGUCGGCACAUUAAUUUGUUACUCAUAUUUUAUAAUGUUCCAACGGUCUUUUAAAUAUUAUAAAGCGAAAUGUACUACACCAGAUCUAAACAAUGUUAUUGAUUUUGAUUGCUGUAGCAAUGAGGUUACGGUUACAGAACAACGGAUAUUACAAAAUAGUAUGCGUUUCGAACAACAUUCAAAUAUCUCCAACAAAAACAAUAUUCUGAUGGUUGCUGGGCUAAAACCGCUAAAUGAUUGGCGUUCUUAUACUCUUGAUAAUCAUCCGGGGUUAUUGUUAAUACGAAACCCGUUUACAGAACGAGGUCAGCGUUAUUGGAUUGCUCGCUGUCUGCGAGACUAUCCGAGAACACCAAACAAGGUUAAUUUAAAUGAAAGGCUGUUCCCGGAUUCAGCUAGAUCUGACUGGUGGAAAGAGCUUCAUCAAUGUGCCAAUAUCAUUGAGAUGCAACGACUAAAAUUUGCGAUGCGUUGGACAACAUUUGGUUAUCAUCAUAAUUGGGACACCAAGAUUUACGACGAGUCUAUGCGUUCACCAUUUCCAACUGAUCUGAAAAGCAUGUGUAUUUUUUUUUCAUCUAUUUUGGGCUUCAAUAAUUUUAAGCCCGAAGCUGCUAUUGUCAAUUACUACCCAAUUGGCACAAGUUUAUCUGGUCACACAGAUCAUUCUGAACCUAAUCAUUCUGCUCCACUGUUUUCUUUUAGCUUUGGACAGACAGCAAUAUUUCUCAUCGGUGGAAAAACUAACGAUGAAAUACCAACCGCAUUGUACAUCCACAGUGGUGACGUUUUAAUAAUGUCAGACAAAUCCCGUCUCUGCCAUCAUGCAGUGCCACGUAUUAUCAAAACAAAGGUAUCUUGGACUUCGGAACUGCCAAUUGAAAACAUCGAAACUGAAAUAAUCGGAAAAAACUUAUUGGAUAAUAUCUUGUAUCAGAAAGUGGGCGAGUGGAAUUUCUGGAAACCGUUUUCUCGUUAUCUAGAUGAUUCACGAAUUAAUAUUAAUGUACGACAAGUGCUCAAACCAGGCGAUAGUACACUGUCACAAAAUAAUACUACCUUGUAAUAUAUUAAUGUACAACAAGUGCUCAAACCAGGCGAUAGUACCCUGUCACAAAAUUAUACUACCUUGUAAUAUAAAUUGAAUAUAAUAAACUUAAACGCUUGCAUAUGCUUCUUACUA